CCGGCGCGGGACAUCGGGACCUCGGCAGGAGCCGACCCAGCGCCCGUCUUCUAGCAACACUCCAGCGGCUCUCUGCUUCCGGACUUGAAGAUGCCGGCUGCUGAGCAGGGAUCCGGAGGUUCCCAGGGUCGUCUGGGCCAGGCCAGUCCCAGGGCAGCGGGAAGAGGACAGGAUCUGGGGCCUUGUGUCCACCAAUGAGUGCCUUGGAGGAGGGCCCUGGUCCACCCCAGCAUGAAGACAGGUCACCCCUGAGCUGGAUGCGACAUGCAGGGAGGCGCUGGAGAAGCUGGUGGAGGGCCUGGGGCCUGCCUGCCAGAGCAGAGGCUCCUCUGCCCCACCUCUGUCUACCUGCUGAAAUGUCGCCGGCACUCGGAAGGUCCUGGGCCUGCUGGGGAGAAGGGGGGCGCUUUUCCCCUCUGCGGCACAGCCGUGUGUCUUUGGAAUUCCCGUCACCUCUCUGUUCCUGGGUUUGCUCCUGUGGAAACGGGGGUGCUACAAGGUCCAAACUCAGAGGCAUCCUGCCAGGACUGAGUGGCGUGAGGCACCAGGAGCACCGAGCCUGUGUCCAGCUCUGGAGAGGACGUAGCCGUUCUUAGAUGCCCUGUGCUUCAAGCCUCACUUGCCCUGUGACCUCGGGUGAGGCUCUUCCACUUGUAAAGGAGCUUUCACACUCUGUCUGGGGACAGUGUUCCUGUCCCGGCUGCGGCCAGAGUGGGGAUCCCUGGGGAUGAGGGGCUCCAGGUCGACGCAGGCAUCUGAGAAGCUGCAUGGCAGCAACAGUAUAGAGCACCUGCCGUGCACAGGCGCUUGCCAGGCACUUCGCUGAGCUCAGUGGACAGAGGAGACAAAACCCUUGCCCCCUCCAAGGGGGGCUUCCAUUCAGGUCUGGAGUCCGCCAGUCCCCCUGGACGCCAUGGCAGGUAGUGGACACAUAGGAGGCUCUCCUGACCUCCCCUGGGGUGGGGGUCCCCUCUGCCCUUGCUGUCAGGAGGACAGGCCCUGGGGACAACUGAAGAAGUGAGCAGGCAAUGAGAGAGGGCCCCCUCUGCACGGUGGUGACAUUUGGGGGCCGAGGGAGGUGCUGGACAGAACCCUGGCUCCCUAACGUCCUGCGGUUCCUGCUAGAGCACUGAGGCGGGGGAGGGGGAGCUUCUGCAGGAGGAAAGGAGUUGGGGGGCUGUGGUCCCAGGCCCCAGGGAGCAGAGGGGAGGCUGGGGGCUCAGAGCUGCCUGAGAAUCCAUCCCCUUUGCAGCCCCGCCCUGCCUGCCCCCUCCCCAAUCUGAGGGCCCACCCAGGACGAAGGGCUGCACCUCUGCCUCGGAGCCCAGCUGCCUGUGGAGAGCUACUGUGUGCCAUGAGCAGAGCAGGCGCAGCCUUCCCUGCCCACCUGGCACCGAGGGUCUGGGGUGGAAGGGGUGGACAGAGGGGUGGCCAGGCCUCCCUGGAGGAGGUCAGGUGGUCAGAGCCUCCUGCCGUGGACCUUCUCUGUGGCCUCUGCCUGGCAGCCGAGUGGGGUGGGGGGAUGGCCUCUGGGUGGCAGGGGGAAGCAGGAGCCCAGCCCCCACAGGGGCCAGUUGAAGGAAAAGCCAGACUCCAACUCUGCUGCCCACCCUCCACCCCCAGCACCGUCUCCCCCUUCCUGGGCCCCAGGCUGGACCAGUUGCCCAUGGGCUUGUCACCCUUCAAGCAGCUGAUGGCUUAUGAGCAGCGCAGGCGCUGCGAGGCCCAGACCUGGAGCCCCAGGCCCACCUCCUCCUCCUUGCAUGGGAGGACCAGGAGCCCAGGGAGGCAGAGCCAAGCCUGGGGCGAGGAAGCACUUGGGACCGGGUGGAGAAGGAGGGUCCCUACUAGGCCACUCGGGGAGGAGCCCACAGGGGCUGCCGUAGGGGAAGGAGCAAAGACCGGAACACCCAUCGCCCGGCAGACUGCCUCUCCUGGGCCCUUGGGCGCAAGAGCUGACUCGGCUGCUGACUGCAGACCCCGGUCAACUCCAGAGAGUCCCAGCCGGCCCAGAGCUAGAGCCAAGGGCCCAGCCCAUUCCUGGGCAGCUUCUGAGCUGGGGCUGCUUCCACAGCUACCCCCGGAGGGUUGGGCCCCUGCAUCCUCUGCUGAAUCCUCUGCUGCAUUUCUGCGCCCCGCCCCCCACAAGGAGCUGGGGCCACACCCAGCGCCUCCCCAGCACCAGAGCUAUAUUUAAUGUUAACAUUUUGUGCAUUAAAAUUCAGAUUCAAUAAAAUAUAACCUUGUAAUGACUAAAUUGUGCGGUUCAGAGGCAUUAAGAGCCCCAUAUGCUGUGCACCCGGCACCCUGUCCACUUGCAGCCUCUCUUCCUCUCCCCAAAAGGAAGGAAGGCUGGUCCCCAAGGCAGCCACUCCCUCCUCCUCCCAGCCCCGAGCCCUCGGCAGCGGCUCCUGUAUCUUUUUCCGUGGCUUUACCUCGACUGGAUUAUUUCUAUAAAUGAAACGAUGUAACAUGUGGCUUUUUGCAUCUGUUUCACAUAUUUUAAGUGGGGACUGAUUAAUUGUGCCUUUUGCCUGUAUUUAAAAUAGCACUUUAUGAUUUAAAAAGGAAAUCCCAGUGAAGGCGGAAGCCUCUACAGCAGAUGUGUUCAGAAUCCCGGGGUGGAAACUGCUGUUGUAGGUGUCGUAGGAGGCCAGGAGCCAUAAGGCAAAGGGUGGCUGUGGUGUCCAACAAGGAAAACGCCACCAAUGGAAAGACCACGCGCGGGGGGCGGGGGGGGGGGAAGGGAGGGGGCGACCGGACAGAUAGCCUUGCUUGGGACGGUGCCACCUGCUGCCGGGGCACAGGCUCUGAAGUCAGACAGACGCAGUGACCAGGGAAGCCUCAGUUUGCGCCUCCGUGAAGUGGGGCAGCAGCGGCCUCCUCUGGUGACGUGAAGACGGGUUCAGUGAGACUGCGCCGGGGGUGCCUGCACCUGCCAGGACCUCAGCCGCUCCCCGCUCCAUGAUGAGGACCCUACACAGGGCCGCCAGGAGAGGGCGCCCUCCCUCGGGAGGCACAUUCUAGGCCAAGGGCGCCCUGUGAACCAGUGUAGCUGUCCCUCGGGUGCGACCAGAGGUGCCCGAGGACGAGACCCCGGAAGAAAGCAGUGUGUGGGGCGCUGCGCAGGACCUGUGCCUACUCCACUGCCCCCUGCCCUGUUGGCUGGUGCUUAAUAAAAGUCUCAGAGUCUA
Messenger RNA from Phacochoerus africanus (Common warthog), 3194 nucleotides. RefSeq lists its product as uncharacterized. The coding region runs from base 1355 to 2197 and encodes 280 amino acids. Lineage: Eukaryota; Metazoa; Chordata; Mammalia; Artiodactyla; Suidae. The transcript has 2 exons. The record is from RefSeq and is a predicted model, not a curated record.